Molecule: messenger RNA, 6660 nt
Organism: Sitodiplosis mosellana (orange wheat blossom midge)
Lineage: Eukaryota; Metazoa; Arthropoda; Insecta; Diptera; Cecidomyiidae
Product: protein odd-skipped-like
Exons: 4
Coding region: 4144-6003 (619 amino acids)
Biological process (GO): regulation of transcription by RNA polymerase II
Molecular function (GO): RNA polymerase II cis-regulatory region sequence-specific DNA binding; DNA-binding transcription factor activity
Source: RefSeq, a predicted model, not a curated record
GGUUUAUACACACAACCGACAAGAUCGACCCAUGCAGAAGAUCGUAUCGGUUCUGUAUGUCUGUGUCAAUUCAAACACAAUAAUAAUUUUUUCUUUUUGGUUUCGUUCAUUUUUCUCUCGCUCAAAAUUUUGAUUUUUGAUUUUGAUUUGAAAAUUCGAAACUAAACUCUAAUUUAUUCAAUAAAAACGUUUCCAAGAAAUUUCAAAAGAAAAACAAUCGUUCUCUAUUUUCAAUUGUACAAUUUAAGUUUAUACAUAAACAACAAUACGAAAAAGAAACACAAAUCACACACACAACAAAAACAAUAUAAUAUAAACCAACUAAUCUGCCGAAUCGAAACCAAAAAACAACACUCAGAACUGUUCUCGCGAGAUAGAUGUUUGUUGAUUUGAUCUGCGAAAAAACGUAAACACAACACAAAAAAAACAACUUAAAAUUCUUAUCAUCCGAAGACACCCCGAAAUAGUGUGUGAUUUCAGGAACAGAGAAUUCAAGGCGCAUAAAUUUUGUUGUCGGUGUUCCUGAAAUUCAGUUUUUUUUUUUCAAUAGUAAAGUGUGAGAAAUUUCGCGCGCAAAGAACAAAACGUCAACCGAAACGAGUGUGAGUGAUAUUAAUUGAUUCGAAUUCUAUGGACCAUAAUUGACAGAAGAAAACAAAAAUUUACCGUUUUUUUUUAUUUGCUACACAAUUCAAGUGCACUUUGAACAUCAUACACAUAUAUAGACUAUAACACAAAUCAUUGCCAAAAAAAAACGCAAAACAAGAAAGAAAGAAAACGAAGCGAAAAAAACGCCGUUUUUGUUGGUUUCAAAAUCACGCGGGUGAUAAUCUAGUGAGAAGAAGAGUGUGAACCGAGUACUUUGAUCGCAAAACGCGCGCACCACACCAAACAAAAAAGUAGCGGAAGUGGAAACGACGCACACACAAAUCUGGUGUCGUCAUUUUGUGUGAAUUGAAGAAUAGAAGAAAAAAAAGAGAAAAAUUUCGAUUGAAUCAGAUUGAAAACGAAAAAAAGCGAUCAAUUGCAAAAUCAAGAGUGUGCGCCACAGUUAAAUGUGUGUUAAAACAAAUCGAAUGUUUUUCGUUUGCAUUAAAAUCGAGAACGAGCGCGCGCAUUUGUGUGACACUUUUUGAAUCCACCGUGUGUUGUCAAUUGUCAUGGGUCGCUUAAUCAAAGUGGUAGUUAACAAUUGGUGACUCAAAAAAAAAAAAACGAACGAUAUUUAAAUAAACCACAAUUCCAGAAGUGUGUGUCUAUAUGUGUUAUUUGGUUGUGUGUAACGAGAAAAUAAAGACAACAACACCAAAUGAAACGUAAUACAACUCGAAAAAAUAUACAGAAGAAACAACCAAACAACAACAGCCCAAAAAAUAACAACAACAUUUGCUUCUUUUUUGGUCGAAUUCUACGCUAUUAUUUAAUGAUAAUCAUUACAAUUUCCACUUAAGACUAUAAGCAGCUAAAGCAAUCGUAAUAAUAACAGCAAUCAUUUUAGUAAAAACCAAACUAAAAACGAUACUUUGUCCGUUUCCAACGCCUGUCUUUUUCGGUCUACAAACACACACACACACACACACACAGUUUACUCAUAAAAUACGCUUCGAAUCAUUUUUGAAAUCAUCGCAAAAUCUACGAAAAAUCUAUUUAACACAUGCAGAACAAGACGGUUUUUUCCUAUACGUAAGAAUAAUAGACUUUAACACACACACAAAAAAAACCUUCAAUGAAUCGGUGAUUUUCUUAUUAAAACUCAUCUUAUAAUAUUUAUACACAGCUUGUAAAACACAACGAUCAAAGCUAAGCAAAAAAAAACUUUUCUCCGAUCUUUUUCGCCAAAAACAAUCAAACAAAAUAUUUAUACAAUCGUCGCGCGAUCACAAAUCCAAUUGCAGCACAAUUGAGAACUUAAAAAAUACAACAACCGAGAAAUGCAUAUAUAUUUUUUACAUAAUUCAACAACGGUAACUUUUUAAAACUUAUUAAAACUCGCCCCCCUUAAGUCCAAUUCAGUGAUUAUCCUCCAAAAUACUUACUUCUUAAGCAAUUUGCCAAGUAAAAAAAACGAGAUUUAAAAACAACAACAAAACCUAAAUUUAAAAGAAAAAUUUCAUAUUUAAUCAUUUACCGCCCUUAAAAUCUACUCACAAGUAAACAACUUUUAUAUAAAUUGCUUUUGAAACAUCGCAACAAUUUACUUAAAAAAAAAACAACUAAACAUAUAAAUAUUUUGUGAAUCGAAACGCUUAUAUCAAACAGAAAAGAAGAGAGCAGCUCAAAGCGAAACCGUUUUAGAGAGCCUAAACUAAAAGAAAAUACACUUACAAUUUAAUAAUACACAAAAAAGUGGUGCAAAUUCAGGAGUAGAUUAAGGCAAAGAAUGAAUAUUUUUUCGUAAAAUAAUCGCACACAUAUUCGAAACAAUACAUAAAGUUAGUGAACAGAAAGAGAGAGGGAGCGAUAUUGAAAGAAAAAAGAGAAGAUAUCGGAAAUGUGUAAUCGAUGAGCACGUUCUAAAAAGAAAGAAAAAAACGAAGAAGAAGCAAAGCAACCGUUUGAAACGCCAACUAAGUGUCUUACAUACGAGAUUAUUUUGUUUGUUUUAUUAGUUUUUCAUAGUCGUUGUUCGGACAAAAACGUCGUUGUCAUUGUCGUCGGUCGCGAUCGUGUGCGUUUUCGUGUUAGACACAAAAUAGAUAGAAACGAGCCGAAAGAUUUGUUGUCUAUUCGUGUGACAGACAGAGAAAGGAGAGAGAAAAAAAUCAACAAACUAAAUAGAAGAAGCACAAAAGUGAUAAGAACGAGAGAGAAUUUGUGCGAGUGCCAGUGGUCAUUUACUUGAACCCCAAGAAACCGAUACAAUUGCGAUUUGAACGGCUCACUCACAUACAACCACAACAGUUAGCCGAAACUCAUUUCACCAUACAUUGUUGCUGCUACUGGACGAGCUAUUUGACAAAUUUAAAAAAAAAGCAUCGUUGGUGGUAAACAAUAGCCAAACCAAACGCAAUUUUUGUGCAUGUAAAUGUCAAAGCCUACUGGAGCGGCCGCAAAUACAAACGACAGCAACGCAAAUAUUCUCGCACAUAAACAUUGGGCGCGUCGCGACUGUGUUGUUGUAACUGUGUAGCUCAAACAUUGCUGAUGAUCAUCGCAUUGUGUGAAUUAAUUUCUCUCGCACAACGAUUCCAAGCCGAACAUACACUGAAGACGGAAUUCAAGCACACAAAUACACAUCAAAUUCAUUGGUAAUUCAUUAAUCUAAUCGUAAAACCGCUGAAAAUUUCGCCUUCAUAGGAGGAAGAAAAAAAAUCACCCGAAAAAAAACAGGAACAACAUUUUGAAUUUUGCUAAGAGAGUGAGUGAGAAAGAGAGUUUAAAUAUAAAUAAUUGCGGAAAGCGCGUGAUUGAGAAAAAAAAAUUUAGUGUUUUGUGAACAAAAGAGCUUGACAUUUCAACUGCAAACCACCAUCACCAACAACAACGCUGUGUCAACAAUCGGCUUCGUCAUCAUUGCACACACACACACACACACACACACGCACUGAGAACGAAAAAAAAAGCGAAACAACCACGCGAAUAAAGAGCGCUCGCCCCAUAGAAUCCAGUGUGUCGCAUCGUAAAUCACGCACAUGGAUUUAAUUGCACUACUCGACCAACCGAAAGGAACACAUUUAUUAUCUGUAUACGAAAUUUUGCCUCGUUUGCGGAAACUGUAGAGGCCAACAUCAUUACCAUAGUGUGUGGCAAAGCGACAACGACCAAAAUAAAACAAAAAAAAAAUUCGGUAUAAUCAUAGUAAAAGACACAGUGAACGAAAAGAAACGAAGAAAACAACAACGAAUAAUAGAUAGAGAAAUAGAGGCAUAAAGCAAAGAGUAAAUCGGCUGAAGAGAUAUCACAAAGAGCCAACAGAAUUGCCGAAAGGAGAACAAGCAGCCAGGAGCAGCAGAAAAGGAGCAAAAAACAAGAACUAAACUACAACCACGACAUCAUUACGAUUAUCAUUCGGCACAUCUUUCGACAUACACUUUGACAUUAUCACGCGGAACGCAAUACGCAUCAACAUUGGCCGAUGGUCCAAUCAAUAGAGAUCAGAACAUUGAUUUCAUCUUGUGAAAUAAGGGAGAAAAGCACACAUCCAUGACGAUGGCAGAUGAAAUGGACCCAAUGGGAAAUGCACGCCAAAUGAGCGAAUUCCAAAUCAGUAACAACAACAAUUCAUUGAUCACCAACCAAAAUAUUCCAUGGAAGCAACGCAAGCGAAAACGUUUGUCGGCUGUACUUGAUAAAUUGCACAAUAACAAUACAAUUACCAAGCGAUGUCUAAACGAAUUGGACGCAAUCAACGAGACAAAUAACAACAAUAACAAUCAGGGUGAAUCGUCAAAGGUGCCAUCACUGGUUGAUUUCCAUCGUGCUGUGAUGAACGAAGCGAGCGGCCGAGAAUCGGUACGAUCGAGCGGAGACGAUGACGAUGAUCGAACGACGAAUGCAUCCACCGAUGAUUUGCGAUCGAGUGUUGAGAGCCCGUUUGUAAAACGUGAACCAUUCAGCAGUCCGCUUGGAUUUGCUGUAAACGAUGAAAAUGCAUUUAAUGGUGAUAUUAAGCAAGAGAAUCGUACCAGUGAUUACGAGUACAAUAACCAUCGCAACGAGCAAAAUGUCAGCCCGAUGGAACGGUAUUUCCCACAGAUGCCACCACAACUCUUUGAAUACUACUUACAAACCAAAUACUUACCAGAUAUUCUGCGUAUGCGAAAUAGCAUGCCCGUUGCAAAUUCCGAUCUAAAAAUAAAACAACUCACACCCGACCACCAUCAUCAACAGCAACAGCAACAACAACAGCAACAGCAACAACAGUAUUCGCCGCAAAGCCAAUUGGCCGCACUCGAUUUACAAAACAAACCAAUUAAACAAGAAGAUACCAAAAUCCAACAGCCGCCACGAAAACGGCAACGUCAACCAAAACAGCAACAGUAUCAAUCAUUUGCCGCCGAAAAGCCACCGCCACAAGAUGCACCAUUGGAUCUGUCGAUGAAAACAAUUCUCGAGAACAUUACAAAAGCUACGGUGACACACAAACAAUCAUCACGCUCACCAUCCUCAUCGUCGUCAUCGUCCUUGUCGACAUUGCCAAAUCAAUGGCCAACACAAGCGCAUGAUAUGUCCGCGUCGAUACCCAAUCUGGCCAAUCUUCUUGUGAAUCCGGCAGCACAUUUGAAUAAUCAUCCCGCUUUUACUGCACCGCAUCAUCAUAGUCAGUCGCCGUUAUCGAAUACAGCUAGCAAUUCACUGGGCCAGGUACCCAUUAUCAAGGGUGAUGUCGCCUCGCCAACAACCAAAGAAUCCGUUGCAUUUAGAUACAACAUCAAUGUAUCACCGGUGGUGGAGGAAAUGCCACCCGGAACGGAUGUUGCAUACGUUUGCCCGAUUUGCGGUCAAAUGUUCUCGCUACACGAUCGACUGGCCAAACACAUGGCCUCGCGUCACAAAAGCAAGUCCAGCUCAUCCGAAAUCACCAAAUCGUAUGUGUGCGAAGUAUGCGAUCGAUCAUUUGCACGAUCUGAUAUGCUGACACGUCACAUGCGCCUGCACACCGGUAUCAAACCGUACACAUGUAAAGUGUGUAACCAGGUAUUCUCGCGAUCGGACCAUUUGUCAACGCAUCAACGUACCCACACCGGGGAGAAACCCUAUAAAUGUCCACAGUGCCCGUAUGCAGCAUGUCGCCGUGAUAUGAUUACCCGCCACAUGCGAACCCAUGCUCGAUACGAAGCUCAACGUGCUGCUGCCGCCGCCGCUGUUGCUGCAUCCAAUAAUGUCAUCGAUGCGGCCAAUUCACAAGCCAACUUUCAACGGAGCCUCAUCGCGAUGCCCAACACCAAUUUGUCUAAAGUGAAAAUAAAGAUUGAGGACAGUAAUCGAAGCGUUUCACCGAAAACGUUGUCGCCAGCAUAUGCAGCUAGUACAAUCAUCAAAACCGAAAAUAUUUGCUCAUGAACAACACGGAUUCAACGAUAAACAUCGACAUUAUUACAACGAUGGUGGUACAUUUAAAGGUUUAAGUAAUUUUUACUCAGUGUUUCAAUAAUUUUUUUUCUUCGUUUUAAAUUUAACAUUAAAUCAAAUUACAUCGAAUUAGAUCUACUUACAUGGUGUAUAUUUUUCAAAGACUGACAAAAAAACACCUUUGUUUCUCAAACACAUACACAUUAUAUGCGUAGCUACAAAAGAACGAAAUCAUACACACACGAAAAACAAAUAUUCUAUAGAAAAUAUUCAAAGAAAUCAAAAUUCUAAAGUGAAAAUAAUGAGAAAAAGAAUCAAAAAUUAUUUUAAAAAAAUACAAUCGUAUCGAAUUGUACACGGCCACACACACAAAAUCGUUCCAAUAACAUUGAAAUUUACUUAAAAACAGAACAAAAAUCCUUGCAUAAAAAAAAACUCAAACUGAAAUUGCUACUCAGAAAAUAAUCCUCAGUUUUGUUCACACACACACAAAAACAAAUCGUUAUAGAUAAACUUUAAUUAAUUAUUUUUCCAUGCGAAAACAAAAAAUAAUUUUUUUCUUCGGUUGAAUCAUUUUGAGAUUGUCCUCAAUACAUUUUUUUGUUGUUAUUAAAUUCAAUAUCAAAUAAAAGCUGUUCACAAAUAUGA